AUGCGCUUCGUCGAGGAACGCGCCAAUUGGGAGUUCCUGGUGGGCGGGCGGGCCAAUCAGAACUACCGGGUGACGUGGCCCGACAGCCUAGUCAAGUCCACGUGGCGAAGCGCGAACGUCAAGCACCAUAACAUCAGCCUUAAGGAUACCCCCUCCUGCCGCGCGCUCCUUCCGCCUCAAGCCUACACCUCGCGGGUUUCGCGCGGCCGGCCCGUUCUUUCCGACGAGCUGCUCCGCGUGCACCGCCGAUGGUUGCGGGAUCAGCAACAAGAGAGCCGCUCGGAUGGGGAACGAGAGAAAGGCUCGGAUCAAGUAGGAGAGAAUCGCUCGGAUGGGGAACAGCAACAAGAGAGCCGCUCGGAUGGGGAACAGCAACAAGAGAGCCGCUCGGAUGGGGAACAGCAUCUCACAAAUCGCACCGAUUCCACCAAGAAUUCCGCGGGUUGCAUCGGUCGCACCGAUUCCGCGGAUUGCUGGUUGAUCUGGGUGCCGCGAGCCGGGCUAGGGAACAUGUUACGCGCGCUCUCCUCCUCCUUCGUCUACGCGCUCCUCUCGGGCCGCCGCCUUUUGCGCUGGCACGGCGGGCAGAACGGCGACGCGAUGAACAGCCUCUGCGCGGGGUUCGCGUGCGGAUUCGACGAGAUUAGGUUCCCGAAUAAUAAUCUGCCGAAUUACGCGGAGCCGUUGGAUCGGAUGGUAUCGAACGGCGAGCAGAUGCGGAGAUCGCUCGCAGAUCCGCGCCCGCUCGUUAUAAUCACGAUGUCGAGCGGGUUUGAUAAGUAUUGGAAGGAGGAUAAGGAGUUAACGCGGUGCGUGAUGGGCGCGUUAGGGUGCGCUUCGGACUGGUGCGUUUGGUCUAGAACGAUGGAGAUUUUAUUAGGAGGCGGGCCGACAAAAGCGCUAGGUUACGAGAUUGAAAAAGAUGUAAGAAUCUUUCCGCACGUGAAGACUGCUUCGGCUUUUAAUGGAAAAGUUUUUAACGAAGCAGAAGGUGGUCGAGGAAAUGGGUUGGCAGUUUUGGGAGAAGGGAGGCUGCGGCGCCAGGAAAACGGGGUGCGGGGAAGCGGAAAUUUGCGCAGCAGAGUUCGAGCGGGGGAGGCUGCGGGGGACGAGGGGGAAGGCGGGGAAGCGGGGGAUUUGGGGGAUGCGGGAAGUGGGGCAGUUCAGGUUGCGCGAAGGUUGAGCGGAGGAACGUUACGAGCAGGGGAAGGCGGGGAGGGGCGCGAAGGAGGUUCUGGUGGUAACCCGUUGACGAAAGGAACAGGGCUUCGCCUGCAGUUCGAUGUGUCGCUGCACAUCCGAACAGGGGACUGGAGCUUCGGGUUAUCCCAUUGUGGAGAUUCUGAUGCUGCCUGCCUGCUACAGCGCAGCCACGUGGCACAUGACGUGGCAUCCCUCUUCCUGCAGGCGUCCCAUUGGCUCUGCCUCUCCUCCCUGCUCCAGCUGUUCCGCUUCCGCAAAUGGGCGGCACAGAUGCGGGUGGCAAACUUGGGGGUGGCAGAUGAGCGGGCGGCGAAGCAGGUGGACAGACGACUUGAGGAUCAGAAUCGCUGGGGUCUCACUAGCGCCCACAUGGGGUCUCACUAG
Messenger RNA from Closterium sp. Naga37s-1, 1587 nucleotides. Lineage: Eukaryota; Viridiplantae; Streptophyta; Zygnematophyceae; Desmidiales; Closteriaceae. The record is from the annotation of a GenBank genome assembly.